UAAACAGUAUCUGAAUAGAAAUCUAGCAGAGAUUUCAGUGUACUCACCUAUAAACAGAUACGAUGUCAUUUAAAUGUAUGUAAAUUAAAAAGAGGGCAACAACUGUCCUCUACUCUAGUAUACAGUACACAUCCUGAAGAGGAGGGGACACUAUCUGAACAGGUUCACGUAGGCCUAGCAUUCGUUUAGCCGCUUUCAGGCAGUGCUGUGGGUUUUGAGACGACCCCUCGAUACAGUUAGAGGAAGUUGACGUUGUAAGGUACAAAACGGGUCGGAUAGAUAGAUUAGUUCACCGGAUUAACUGUCAUCGAUGGACUCGGACGUUUUAGAAACAGUUAUGGCAUUCAUUACAAAGAACAAGUUGCUGAUAUCAUCAGUGGUUGGGUCAGUCUUCAGUUUCGUGCUGCUAAGGCGUCAUUUGGCGGGUGGCGUGUGUGUCUCAAAGAAACGUCUUGAUGGGAAGACCGUCAUCAUUACUGGUUGUAACACUGGCAUUGGUCUGGAGACAGCCAAGGAAUUGUCUGCUAGAGGUGCCCGGGUGAUCAUGGCAUGUCGUGAUCUGGACAGGGCUACGAAAGCAUCAGAGGUUGUACAAAAGUUCUCAGGAAAUAAUGAUAUCAGCAUACAGAGCCUAGACCUGGCUUCACUGGAUUCAGUGAGGAAAUUCGCAGAAAGAAUUAACAAGAACGAGGAAAAAAUUGAUAUCCUUAUCAACAAUGCUGGUGUGAUGUUGUGCCCCAAGUGGCAGUCUGAGGAUGGGUACGAGAUGCAGUUUGCUGUGAACCAUUUAGGACAUUUCCUGUUGACAAAUCUGUUAUUGGACAAAGUUAAGAAGUCCGCUCCUGCGAGGAUCAUCAACGUCUCAUCUACUGCACACUACAGAGGGAAAAUCAACUUUGAUGAUAUAAAUGGUGAUAAUAACUACUCGUCAAUGGCAGCGUACUCUCAGAGUAAACUAGCCAAUGUACUCUUCACAAAGGAACUCGACCGACGACUACAAGGUACUGGUGUGACAACAUAUACACUCCACCCCGGAGUAAUUAACACAGAGUUGGUGAGACACGUGGAGGCCUGGAUCAGUCCAUUGUUGUUUAAAGUAAUAUUCCGUCCAUUACAAAUUUUCCUGAAGACCCCAGUUCAAGGUGCUCAGACAACCCUACACUGUGCUCUGGACGAGCGGCUAGAUAAUGUUUCUGGCAAAUACUUCAGUGACUGUGUGGAGAAGCAACCCUCAAAGGCAGCAUUGAAUGUGGACGACGCGAAACGACUGUGGGAGCUCUCAGAGGAAAUGGUGGCUAAAGCAAGAAAAUAAGAUCAAUCAAUGAACUUGCAUUAUACUGUCAUAACACUUUGUCACAAUCAAAAGUAGCAUUAUACUUAAACACAACUGUGAAUAAGUACCGGUACUGGAGAGAUGUCAGUUUAGUACAAAUGUUUAUUCCUUAUCAAUGUAAAUACCCGUUUCUGUGAUGUUCCUCUUUACUUUCUUGUUCCUUUGGAGAUACCUGGCAUAUUGAGGUAAAAUAUUAUAUAAUUACAAAUGAAUACUGCAGAAAUGAAAAACACUCCUCCUACACAGAUUAAUCUCAAUUUUAUAUACUGCUGUAUUAAUGCUUGUUACCAUAUUCUUAAUUUUUAUUUGAGCCACUUACUUGUAAAACCGGGAAAUAAGGGAUGGUAUAGGCUAUAAUUUUCCACGCCAUCCGUCUUGUACUUACAUAUGCAUAUACAUGUACGUUGUAUAUGUAUGUGCAAAUGUAACACCAAAGCACUCUAGCAGCUUCAGUCCUUCAGGGAUUUUGAUCAGACUUCACAUAAUUAUCAAGGACAGCAAAUUCUGACAAAUUCAAGAUUCAGGGUUAUUGGGUCAAUCAAGCUGAGGUCACCAUUACUAAUUUUACAAAAUCAUUGUCAGCACUCUAUAGAGGCUUCAUAUCUUGAGGGAUUUGGAUCAAACUUCAGACAUUUAUAAAGGAUCUUGGGAAUAGCUAGCAGGGACCUAAAGAGGACAUGUAUUGCUUCAGCAAUACUCAGUGUGUUUGUUUUUACUUAUUUUACAUUGGUAUGUUAGAACUGAAAAUGUAUUAUUUAUAUUUUUUUUCAAAUUUAAGUGUUUUUCUGUCUGUGAUACCUGCUUUUAUUAUACGGAAAACUGGAAAUAAUCUCUUGACACGCUUCCAUGUGAAUUGUAGCAGGCCUAGGACAGCUGAUAUAAAGGCCAUUUCAUGCUCCACGUUAUACAUUUGUACACAAAUAUAUUUUUGCAUAAAAUAUUUUCUAUUUCUUUGUUUACAAAAUCAAUAUGUAUUUGCCCUAAUUAGCCUCCAUUGCUCCCUGUAUGUUUGUUAGUUACUGUGAUUAGUAUUUUCUGCUCUAUUAAUGCACAUUUGGUUUGUCAAGCAGACCUGUUCCUAUAUUAGCUCUUCUACCAAUUAGGAAUUUAAAUACUGUAAACAUGGAAAUUUACGCGAGGGGGAAAUUAACACAGAUUACACAGAGUCCUUUUUGAUCACGAAAAUUUCCCCCACGCGUAUUAUUUUGAUAUCAAUUUGCGCAAUCUCUAACUACAAACGAAUGUGGAUCGAUCACAAAAAUUACCCCAGCGCGUAUAGUUUACAUAUCGAAAUUGCAAAAUUUACCCCCCGCGAACAUAAUCCAUUUACAGUACAAGUAUACAUGUAUAUUUAUAGAAUCUGAAUUCAAGAUGUCCCAACACUUCAACCCCAACUUAUGUGUUUGUUCACAGUUGAUUUGUGUUGUGGUUUUUUAUGGACAGGAAGAUUUACCUAAAACAUUAAAUACUUUUUCAGUGUCUAUAAGACAGACAAAUGUUUAUAAAUACUAAUAUUAUUUAGUGUGUGAAAAUCUCAGAAUAAAUCAAUCACUUGAUCCAGGGAUCCUGACAAAAAUUAUCUCCACAAAACCAGCUUGAUGUUCAGCAACUCACAGACAUUAUAACUUGUUUUCUGUAUUACCAUCCAGCAUUAAUUUUAAAACCAAACAUCCAACUGAGAAAUUGAUAUUUGUUUGAUUAUACUGAUGAAAUGAAUGUUUUGAAAUUGCUACCACCAAUGAAUUUUUCCGAGUAGUAUUAUCAAUAUAUUGUAUAAUGAAUAUGUUUUUCCAUUUGUUGCCUACUCCCGAUAAUGAUAUUAUUCAUUCUAUUGGUACACAGGGGUAAUUUGUUAUAUUACUUUGUUUAUGAACAUGGAGAUAAAGGGUUUUGUUAACUUUCAUUUGUUGAUGAAUUUGUUGUAAUUUUGUAGAAGGUACCGUUGUACCUUCACUAAUAGUACUAAUAUGGAGUUGAUUGUAUGUAUAUAUGGUUGUACCUUCACUAAUAGAACUGAGUUGAUUGGAUAUUAUAUUGUUGUACCUUCAUUAGUUGCAGUACCCUCCACAAUGACAAGCUGUUUUGUUUUUAUCUGUUAUAUAUAUGGCCCUGGUAUAGAUAUUUAUAUAAAUAUAAUUGACAGGUUG
This is a messenger RNA of Pecten maximus, 3480 nucleotides long. Its product is annotated as retinol dehydrogenase 12-like. NCBI's taxonomy places the organism in Eukaryota, Metazoa, Mollusca, Bivalvia, Pectinida, Pectinidae. The record is from RefSeq and is a predicted model, not a curated record. Bases 311 to 1312 code for a protein of 333 amino acids. The transcript is spliced from 7 exons.